Molecule: messenger RNA, 5862 nt
Organism: Sitophilus oryzae (rice weevil)
Lineage: Eukaryota; Metazoa; Arthropoda; Insecta; Coleoptera; Curculionidae
Gene: ec
Product: inactive ubiquitin carboxyl-terminal hydrolase 53
Exons: 7
Coding region: 365-5629 (1754 amino acids)
Biological process (GO): protein deubiquitination
Molecular function (GO): cysteine-type deubiquitinase activity
Source: RefSeq, a predicted model, not a curated record
GAAUGCCGGUACAGACUUUCUCGAUACGCUCGAAGGACCAAAUUCGUUCGAAGAACCGUCUCUUGCGUUCUGUUUUUACGUUAUUCUCGGCCCUAGGUACUUACUACGAGUAUUUUGGCUACAGGUAGUACCCUUGUCACGGUGUGUUAUCGCGAUAUGCUACCUGUUUGAGUGAUUUUUCGAAAUGUUCGAGCUUGAAAACGCGCGUAAAUCUGAAAAAAUCGACGCGCCAAAAACUCUGUUGUGAUUUUUUGAAAGAUUUUGGCUCGAAAAUACGAUUGUCAGUGAUUUUUUGGAUAUAAGGAUGCUUUUUCCGAUGAUACAGAAAAUGUAGGACGAGUUGGGUGGAUAAAAAUCGAUCAAGAUGGCGACCCCGGGAGUUUCUUUGCCCUUAAUUUCGAUAGCUACACCCUCGAGGGACUCCUUGACCUAUACAACGACGAAAGGCCUCCUUAAUGGACCAGGACAAAACAACUGCUUUUUGAACAGUGCAGUUCAGGUACUAUGGCACUUGGACAUCUUCAGAAGGAGUUUCAGGGAUCUUUCUGGACAUGCCUGUAUGGCAGAUUCUUGCAUCUUCUGUGCGCUCAAGGAGCUUUUUUCUCAACUCCAGUUCAGCCCUGAGACAGCCCUGCCUCCAGAUGCCCUUCGUAGGGCUCUGGCCGAAUCUUUCUUCGAUCAACAACGAUUUCAACUGGGAUUUAUGGACGAUGCCGCCGAAUGUUUCGAAAAUAUGCUUUUACGAAUCCACCAACAUGUGGCUCAUGGACAAGCUGAAGACGCCUGUGCAGCGCCGCAUUGCGUGCCUCAUCAGAAGUUCGCUAUGACUUUGGUAGAGCAAGCUGUUUGUGGCAAUUGUGGGGCCACAUCAGAGCCCCUGAGUUACACGCAGAUGGUUCACUAUGUUUCGACUUCGACUUUAGUCUACCAAGUACGAACGAAUUCUGGACGCCAAGGCCCUCUGGAUACUUUCGGAAAGCUGCUACAAAAAGCUGGAAGUAUGGGUGACAUCAGGCAAUGUCCCAGCGCCUGUGGUUCAGUGAUACAAAUAGGACGAACCCUAAUGAAUCAUCCCGAAAUAGUUUCAGUCGGUUUGGUCUGGAACUCUGAACGUCCCACUCUAGAGCACAUCAUGGAAGUAUUUGCAUCCAUAGGAACGAAUUUGAGGCUUGGAGAUGUCUUCAAUAGCGUGGUAGACUCCAGAUGGGCAGAAAAUUCCAUCCACAACUUGGUUGGUGUUGUUACUUACUACGGAAAACAUUACUCCACCUUCUUUUUCCAUACAAAACUCAGAGUGUGGAUCUAUUUCGACGAUGCAACUGUGAGGGAAGUGGGACCUCGUUGGGAUCAAGUGGUCGAAAAAUGCAGGAAAGGGCGAUAUCAGCCUUUAUUGUUGCUGUAUGCAUCACCCGAUGGGACUCCGGUAAACACUGACAACGCUCCAAAGCAAAUAACGCCCUUUUACACGGACAAAACCAAGUCGAAACCGAUGGUUAAUCAACAACUACUCAGAAGAUCGGUCACACCAAGUCCCGAAAAGCCCAUAAUAGGAAAUACCAGACGUGCCAUAACACCUAACCCCGAAAAUUCGCCAUUAAGUCAAAAGCCUCCUUUACCCAGGUCAUAUAACGAAUACCAGAACCUUGCUGUUAUCCAGAAGAACAUUUAUCCGCCCAGAGAAGUCCAAAAUUUUGAUCAAGUUGAUGGUUGUUUGAAUAAAAAAGAGCCAGAUUACGUUAUAAGGAAACCUCUAGAGUUUGUCAAGCCCCAUGUUAACGUUCACAGGACUCUGAGUAAUGGGUCUUCAUCUGGAGUUGAAGGAAUGCCAGAUCAUGUUAAUUUACCGAGAAGACGUGAUAGUGGGAACUGGAGCGGUGAUAGAAACAGUGCCUCAUCUGCUUCUUCAACCACCAUGGAGAAUCCUUACCUGUAUUUAGUUGGAAAGGUUCCUCAUGGAAGUGGUAGCGUUCCUGGAAGCCCUACAAGAAUAAAAAGUGAUUCUUCUAGCGGAAGUAGUGGAGUUUAUGAUGCUGGCUACGAUUCUUAUUCGUUAUCAUCAAACGACAGCUCAAGCAUGAGCACUUUACAGCACUUAAUGAAAAUGGGGCAUUUAGCAAAAAUUCCUGAGGACUACAGCAACGUUAUAGCUAACCAACCGUCUUUAAGCUGUGACGUGCUUUGUGAUGAAGCUGACGAGUUACUGGUGAAGUCACGUCAACUCGAAGACGAGCAUGAUCUUGUUUUAGCGUUAGCUCUAUGCAACGCUGCUGCUACUAAAGCUAGGGCUGCUAUGAAUGCUCCGUAUAACAACCCUCAGACGUUGACUUUAGCUCGCAUGAAGCAUAAUACUUGUAUAAUGCGUGCUAGAAGCUUACACAGACGAAUGACGCAGACUCAGAACACAAACAAGGAAAAUACUCCAGAAAUCCGACAUACUCGUGAAGGUAGUAGUGGAAGUGGUAGACAUUCACGUCAGAACUCCAGAGAUAAAGGUAGUCAUUCCAGACAGAACAGCAGGGAGCUUCUGUUACAACAAGAAAAAGAAAAACCGAAAGUAACGAAAAAUAUCGAGAUAUAUGCGACUCUACCCAAGAAAAAAGAUGCCCUAAAAGCGAAGUUAAACGAAAUAAGUAUCGAAGAUGCCGAGUACGUGAUCUACGACAAGGCUCCCGAACGAGAAUCCAGGUCUAUAUUCUCCAGAUCGAAAAAUAAAGACUCCAAGGUGAAAGAAAAACGUUCCAGAAGUGAGGAUCGACACAAAAUUAGCCGAAGCGACUUUUCAAUAGCUCCAGAAAUCAUUACCGGCAAAGACACUUUGAAAAAAGCUAAAGACAACAAGGACAAGGAAGAAAAGAAGGAUAAGGAUGGUAAAACGAAGAAACAGCACAAAAUCAGACGAAAACUCUUAAUGGGAGGCUUGAUCAAAAGAAAGAACAGAAGCAUGCCGGAUUUAACUGAUGCAAAUGUUGUAGAAACAUCAGGAAGUAAGUCACCUCCCUGUGUUAUCGCUGAUGACAGUACUGUAGGCCUUAAGGGUACUACUGAAAAUCAAAAAGUUAUGACUGGGUAUUUGUCUGAAGGUCAUCUUGAGUUUGCUGGUUCUAACGCCAACCCAAAUCUAGAAAGGAGUAAGUUGAUGAGGAAAAGCUUCCACGGGAGUGCUGGAAAGAUCUUGGCAGUUGCAAAAGUUCCUCCACCACCACCCCUACGCACUACUUCCCAGCUUAGCACGUCUAAGUUAAACUCUUCGGGAGAAGUAGCUGAAGAGACUCUGGAUAAUUCUUUCAUGGGUCAUUACCAUAACCUGAAUCCCUACAAUAGGUCUUAUGAGGAACAGGGAUCCAUGUCGCUGCCAUAUUACCAUAACAACAAUAGUUCCUACGAUGACGAUUCUUUUGGUUCUUCUUCACGAACUGUAGUGACUCAGGCCGAUGUACAUCACGAACAAUCGCCUAUGAGCAACAAUAACGACAGUGGUGUAGAUGAAGUUGACUGUAUGCCAUCACAUCCAGUACCUUUACUGGAAUUACCGCCUUAUCCAAGUCCCAUAGGAUCAGUAAUUCAUUCCAGACAAGCCAGUGAAGAUUUUCCUCCGCCUCCACCACCUCUAGACCUGUCUGCUUUGGAGGAAUAUCUCCCAAAACCAACUCUAAUAGAAGAAGAGGCUUCUCCAGAGCCCAAUAGUUUACUUGCGCAGCUUCAGAAUAAAAGGCAACAAAUUCUGUCCCAUGAAACUGAGGCGCAGAAGAUCAAAACAUGUCCGAUUCAAACCAGCUCAGUAAGAUCAAGUGGUGAUACUUGGUUGAAGGAGUUGCAAGCUAAACAAGCAGCUCUUAGAAUAAAGAAAUCCGGAGCAGUUGAUAAUCAAAUAGGUGUGGACGAAGUUAACACUCAAAAAUACCUCCCAGGUGAGCAGAAAAUAAAUUCAGUAAAAGAUCUCGCUUCAAAGUUUGAGAUUACUGAACCUAGUAAACCUGUACCUCCAGUUAAGCCACAAGAUAAACCUGUAACAGCUACUAUAAAUGGUUUAAAACCACGAGAAAUAGAUGGAAAUGUUAUUUGUCCAGAACAAAUCGCCGAAGAACUACGUGAAGUCGAAAUGCUAUCUUCGGCAGUCAAUAAGGUUAUGAACGGAAAUCAAGAUACUUCUGAAGAGAAUAUCCGAAAAAUCAAGGUUGGGAAAAAGAAAAGUGUAUCUUUUUGUGAUCAAGUCAUCUUAGUUGCUACAGCAGAAGAGCAAGAGGAUGACAGUUAUAUCCCUAACCCAAUUUUAGAAAGAGUUUUGAGAUCAGCAAUGAAUAAACCGGAAGCAGCUGCUAUCAGGCAGGAAAUAUUGUCGUUAAGGGAACAAGAUGGCGAUGUUCAACUUGAGAAAACUCCACCUCAGAAACCACAGAUGUCUGUACCACUGAACGACGUUGCACAACCCUUGUAUAUUAGAAGAAAUUCUUUGGAUAACUUACUAAAUUCACAAAACACAUCAGAGUCUUCAGAAACUUGUAAAUAUCCCACACAAAACGCGGGCUAUAAUACUCAGGUAGUACCUCAACCUAACCUAAAUUCUGGUGACGUUCAGGUGAUGCCUGAUCAACAGUAUUAUGGCAAUUAUGGUACAAACGGUCCGGUAGUUCCACAAAACUAUCAACCACCCCCUCCUCAAAGUACAAACGACAUUAACAGUCAAUAUCAGUACAAUUCCCAUUCACAAAUUCACAAUAAUCAAAGUCAGCAAGCCAAUGGGUACUAUUAUGCGAGAGAGAAUCAACAGCCUGCAGUAAAUGGACAGUACGUGAGACAGAGUGACAUACAACAGUACAAAUCGUACCAGACACCCCAUUAUGGUCAAAAUCAUCAGGGUUACAACGGUCAACAGUAUCAAGAACAUGCUCCUCAACAAGGUCAUUACGGUACUGUCCAGCAAAAUGGACAUUAUCCUGAACAAAACACUCCUUACAGACAGUCGCCUUAUCAGGUGGUCCCACCAAAUGCGGCUGUCCAUCCAGGGUACCGACAAAUGCGUAGUACUCCAGAUUAUGGAAACCAGACUUAUUCUACGUCGCCUAGAGUGCCUUAUAAUCAACCACAGAUCAGGCAAAGUACGCCUAGUCCUAUGGGGUACCCGUUCAAUCAUCCUCCUUCACCUGCACCAUCCACAGUCAGUUCUAACUAUAAUUAUCAUCCAGCAAUGUACAGAAACUCCCCGGUAAACAACAAUAACAAUUUGAACCAAGUUUACCAACGGGUACCGAUGCCAAACGAAUAUACCCAAGGAUAUGGUUAUGGCGAGACUCAAUAUUCUAGAAGUCCCCAGGAGGUUCAUCAAAGAGUCCCGCCUCCUCAUGGUGAUGAUCAUGGGUUCCAGCAAGGAAUGAAGUACCCGACAUACCAACAGGUACCCAAUCCAAAGCAACUGCUGAAGAAAACUGUGAGCUUUGAACCGGGUACUAAAGGUUGUGAAUCUCCAACACCUAAAGCUAUAGUGACACCGAUUAUAGUGAACAAUUCGAACAACAGUGUCCCCACUGACAGGACGAAGUGUAACUUGUGUCGAAAAAAGAACGUGGCCGCAUCGAAUUUAUACUGUAUCGAUUGUGAAUUUUAUAUGUCCAGGUUUAAGCCUAGAAGCUAGCGAUAAUUUUUUUUUUCGAAAGUAAUUUUGUACUUAAUCAAAAGAUUGUGAUAUUUUUUCGUAGAUUUUUAUAUAAAAUAAUAAAGAGAAUGUAUAUAGAAAGAAACAGAUCUCAAUUUGUAACGUAAGAGAUUUUUGUACAUAUAUUUUUUUAAUGUUAGAUUAAAGCUAUGUUUAUUGUUAAGAAUGCCCUAUGAGAGUAUAAAAUAAAGAAUUAAUAUUAAUACAUUUUA